UGGCAUGAUUACUAACCAGUAAGUUUAAUUCCAGCAAAUAUAAAUUUCACAAUGAAAUUCUUCGCCGUAUUCGCUGCCGUCCUGGCCCUCGCGGCCGCCGCGCCCACCACCCAAUGGACCCUCAACGAGUUGUCUGAGGCCAUCCAGAACCCGGCCACCCCCGCCGAGUAUCUGCCCUACCUCGAGCACGCCCUUAACAACAUGAUGGAAUUGCUCUUCGCUGGCCAGCCUGCUGACUCCAUUGUCGUGCCCACCCCCAUCGGCCUCCUGCCUGUCGAGAUCGCCUCCCCCGCUAUCGUGACGCCCGUCGAGGUCGUCGACACCCCCAUCGCCCCCGUCGCCCCCGGCGUCGUCGCUGAGCCCAUCGUACCCGCCGCCAUCAACGACGCUUCUGGCAACCCCCUUGUCCAGAUCAUCGUCAACAUCAACCAGGAGUCCCCCGCCGCCGUUGAGGUGCCCUCUCCCGUGGUCGUCCCUGAGGCUCCCGUUGAGAUCCAGCCCACCCCCGUGAUCGUCGCCGACGAGGCCCCCGUCGUCGCUCCUACCCCCGUGAUAGUCGUCGAUGAGGCGCCCGUCGCUCCUACCCCCGUUGAGGUCGUGGACACUCCUAUCGCCAUCGUGCCCGCUCCCACUCCCAUCGAAAUCGUGCCCGCUCCUGAGAACCCCAUUGACGUGAUCGCCGUCGAGACCCCCGAGGUCGAGACCCCCGAGGUCAACCCCGCUGAUCUGCUGGCGCCCUCGCCCGUCGUCGAGACCCCUGAGGUCGAGACCCCCGAGGUCAACCCCGCUGAUCUGCUGGCGCCCUCGCCCGUCGUCGAGACCCCUGAGGUCGAGACCCCCGAGGUCAACCCCGCUGAUCUGCUGGCGCCCUCGCCCGUCGUCGAGACCCCUGAGGUCGAGACCCCCGAGGUCAACCCCGCUGAUCUGCUGGCGCCCUCGCCCGUCGUCGAGACCCCUGAGGUCGAGACCCCCGAGGUCAACCCCGCCGAUCUGCUGGUGCCCGCGCCCGUCGUCUAA
Cydia amplana is the source of this 1017-nucleotide messenger RNA. RefSeq names its product cytadherence high molecular weight protein 3-like. Lineage: Eukaryota; Metazoa; Arthropoda; Insecta; Lepidoptera; Tortricidae. Bases 52 to 1017 code for a protein of 321 amino acids. The record is from RefSeq and is a predicted model, not a curated record. The transcript is spliced from 4 exons.